Sciurus carolinensis (gray squirrel) is the source of this 521-nucleotide messenger RNA. Its product is annotated as histone H2B type 1-K. The transcript has a single exon. Gene Ontology annotation, molecular function: structural constituent of chromatin; protein heterodimerization activity; DNA binding. NCBI's taxonomy places the organism in Eukaryota, Metazoa, Chordata, Mammalia, Rodentia, Sciuridae. The coding region runs from base 94 to 474 and encodes 126 amino acids. The record is from RefSeq and is a predicted model, not a curated record. Gene Ontology annotation, cellular component: nucleosome.
CAGAGACCUCGGACAACUCUUCAUUUACAUAACCUUCUAUACUUAAAGAGCCGCCGGCUGUGCCCUGCUCACUUUCGUCGCUUCGCUUGCACCAUGCCCGAGCCAGCCAAGUCCGCUCCCGCCCCGAAGAAGGGCUCCAAGAAGGCGGUGACCAAGGCGCAGAAGAAGGACGGCAAGAAGCGCAAGCGCAGCCGCAAGGAGAGCUACUCGGUGUACGUGUACAAGGUGCUGAAGCAGGUGCACCCCGACACCGGCAUCUCGUCCAAGGCCAUGGGCAUCAUGAACUCGUUCGUCAACGACAUCUUCGAGCGCAUCGCUGGCGAGGCGUCGCGCCUGGCGCACUACAACAAGCGCUCGACCAUCACGUCGCGGGAGAUCCAGACGGCCGUGCGCCUGCUGCUGCCCGGGGAGCUGGCCAAGCACGCCGUGUCCGAGGGCACCAAGGCCGUCACCAAGUACACCAGCGCCAAGUGAAUUUGUCGGACUGCCCACUACUCUAAAAGGCUCUUUUCAGAGCCAAU